AGGGCGCUGUCACUACUUUUGUCCUGUCAUCCUGGAUCUCCAGGGAGGCAGGCUUUUCCUUCCUAAACCUCGGUCCUAGCUCGUCCUUAGCUGACCCCAGAGUGCUUCCGGCCACACCUUCUAGGCUUGGACCUCAGGCCAAGUCUCCUGCCUAGGCAGAGGUGAGACUGGAGCUGAGCGUCUGGGAGCUGCGGUGGCGGGACUCUGGUUACCGUCCAGUCUCGCUCUCCAUGUGGCUGUGCCAAACAGGCUGGGCAGCUGCUGUUGCCCUUGGAGGAGCUACAGGCAGCUCUCAGGAAAGGAGGGCCCCAGGGAAGUAGAGCAUCGUCUCUGCCACCAAGCAACAUGUCUGAGUGUUUGGCCGAUGCCAUGUGCCAGCGCUGCCAGGCCCGGUUUGCCCCCACAGAGCGCAUCGUCAACAGCAACGGGGAACUCUACCACGAGCACUGCUUUGUGUGUGCACAGUGCUUCCGGCCAUUUCCCGAGGGACUCUUCUACGAGUUUGAGGGCCGGAAGUACUGUGAACAUGACUUCCAAAUGCUAUUUGCUCCGUGCUGCGGAUUCUGUGGUGAAUUUGUCAUUGGCCGUGUGAUCAAGGCCAUGAACGCCAACUGGCAUCCUGGCUGCUUCCGCUGUGAGUUGUGUGACGUGGAGCUGGCUGACCUGGGCUUUGUGAAGAACGCAGGCAGGCACCUCUGCCGGCCUUGCCACAACCGUGAGAAGGCCAAGGGCUUGGGCAAAUUCAUCUGCCAGCGGUGCCACCUCGCCAUCGACGAACAGCCCCUCAUGUUCAAGAAUGAUCCCUACCACCCGGACCACUUCAGCUGCUCCAACUGUGGGAAGGAGCUGACCUCCGAUGCCCGAGAGCUGAAGGGUGAGCUCUACUGCCUGCCUUGCCAUGACAAGAUGGGCAUCCCCAUCUGUGGGGCUUGCCGCCGGCCCAUUGAGGGUCGUGUGGUCAAUGCACUGGGCAAACAGUGGCAUGUGGAGCACUUUGUCUGCGCCAAGUGUGAGAAGCCAUUCCUGGGGCACCGGCACUAUGAGAAGAAGGGCCUAGCAUACUGUGAGACCCACUACAACCAGCUCUUUGGGGAUGUCUGCUACAACUGCAGUCAUGUGAUCGAGGGUGACGUGGUGUCAGCCCUCAGCAAAGCCUGGUGUGUGAACUGCUUUUCCUGUUCCACCUGCAACAUGAAGCUCACUCUGAGGAACAAGUUUGUGGAGUUCGAUAUGAAGCCCGUGUGUAAGAGGUGCUAUGAAAGGUUCCCCCUGGAGCUGAAGAAGAGGUUGAAGAAGCUGUCCGACCUGAGCUCCCGCAAGGCCCAGCCCAAGUCUGUGGACGUCAACUCAGUGUGAAGGUCCUCGGCCUCCUGGCCUGCGUGCAGUACCUUAGCCCUCAACCCCUUCCCCAAGUCCUGCUAGCCACCUCCCACUUCUGCUCCAGCCCAGCCCACUCUUCCAGUAUGCCAUCCUUUCUGCUUCCAGUCCACCUUGGGCUAUGUAGCUCUUUCCUCUGUGCUGAGGCCUGACCCACCUCACAGGCAUUUCCUCCUGGGCCCACAACCUCCAGGGACAGGAACAAACUGGGGAAGGAUUAUUUGUCACUUGCUUGACUCACAGACCCCAACCCGAUGCCUCUCCUCUCCACUCUCCCAGGAGAGUUUCAGCCCUCGUGUGACCCUUGGGCUUGGCUGAGAAGCUGUCCCAACCCCAGGGCCAGCACCAUGCAGAUAGAGGCUUCAUGGAAGCACCCUUCUCAGUUAUUCGAGCACAGUAGGUCCUUGUGCUUACACUGUGUCAGCAAAUCCACCUCUGGGGUGAAACAGCGCGAGAGCCCUACUGCCUUCACUACUCAGGAGACCUCAUAGAAAGCGUCUCAGCUGCCUACCAAGCGUGGGGGUCCCACUUCCCAGGGACACAUUGCCCUGGCCAUCAAAGACCCACAAGUGGUCACAUACUUAUACAAUGAAGGCUCAUUCACAUAA
This is a messenger RNA of Mus caroli (Ryukyu mouse), 1985 nucleotides long. It is a transcript of the gene Lims2, whose product is annotated as LIM zinc finger domain containing 2. The record is from RefSeq and is a predicted model, not a curated record. Gene Ontology annotation, biological process: positive regulation of substrate adhesion-dependent cell spreading; cell-cell junction organization; positive regulation of integrin-mediated signaling pathway. Lineage: Eukaryota; Metazoa; Chordata; Mammalia; Rodentia; Muridae. Gene Ontology annotation, cellular component: focal adhesion; cytoplasm; cell-cell junction.